Molecule: messenger RNA, 2566 nt
Organism: Exophiala mesophila
Lineage: Eukaryota; Fungi; Ascomycota; Eurotiomycetes; Chaetothyriales; Herpotrichiellaceae
Exons: 3
Coding region: 718-2304 (528 amino acids)
Source: RefSeq, a predicted model, not a curated record
ACCAACACCCUGCUGACCCCCUCCAUCGUCAUCCUCUCUUCUUCACCUCCAUCUUGUGCUCGACUUCAUUCUUGCUGCUCGCGCUGGUUUCGCUGAGAGUCUCUCCUCCGUGCCUCCCACUGAUUUGCACCAGUCUUUGCCCAUCAGUGCCACGCACAACACAGCACCGCCCGCCUGAUCUUCGUUCUCACCAGUCAAUACCACUUCAGGCCACCGAUUGGCCCCAUCCCUGCUGAGAGACCGUCUCUGUAACCUCGAAGCGCCAAUUGCCAUCCACUCACACAGCCUUUGAUAAUCAUACGUGUGCUUGGUUCCCAUCUGGCAUCGAAGCGCCCUCGCUCAGUCACCUGGCCCUCUAUUAUUCGAGCCACUUCCCACCCCAAGGUCAACCCAACUGUCUGUUUCUUCUCACCACGGCCAUUCUCUUGAUCUUUCCUUUACUUUCCAGAGCUGGCCUCGUCGACGAUAUUCAACGUUGCCCUACGCCGUUGUCAUAUAUCCUCUCGUAUCUUCGGAUCUGCGCCUCCAUCUCCGUCUCACGUCAGCCUUCACCCACUUGCCACUUACACCGACCCUCCGCCUUAUCAGGACGUGGACCCCGCCGCAACGCUGACUAAAACUACCAUCGACUAGGGUUGUGAUCGCUGUCCGGACCACCGUUCGUGCAAAAGAAGCAUCGAGUAAACUCAUCUAGCCGGCAUCAGACAUCAGACUGCCAUGUCACCAUCCCACUUCGACCCAGUUUCACCCAUCGAUAUCACCGCCGACGCCAAACGUUCCUCCCGUCGCAGCGCUCGCUUUUCACAGCUCGACUUUGACGAGAAGCAAGGGCUCAAAUCUAGCAUUCGCCAGUUCCCCUCCAGGACCAAUUCGACGGCGUCUUCCACCAGAUCUAUUCCCUCGGCAGGCGCGACCACCCACCAACCGGUGAGGAAGGCACGCUUCGCCGAAGCAACUUCUGUCUUCUCUCCUUCUGACGGUCCUGGGGACCACGAAUCUCCUUUUGCUGAUCCCAAAAUGACCGACCGACCUGUUUCGAGGAAUGCUCCCAAGCCCUCAGAUGUUGGCUUUGGAUACAUUUGCGACAACCAGCCCGUGGAGCAACAUGCCACGGUUCGAUCAGACCUCAACCCUGGCGGCGCACCCCUCAAGUCUGCAUUGAAGACUCCAGGAACCGGCGCCCGUCUCUUGAAUCCUCUCAGUCCUACUUUCCGAGAAGAAGUCAUGCUAGAGAAGCAGGAAGAGCAGACCGAAAAGGACCAAGCCAGAGAUCUGAAAAUCAAAACACGUGUUCGCCUCGCAAAGAUCAUCCUCAGAGGAGUCAACUUCUCCUGUUCAUUGAUUGUCCUAGCCAUGCUGUCCACAGUCUUGACCAUCUUCCACGCCACCAAAGCCCUUCCAGCGAGGAACAACAUGCCGGCUUGGGCACCAAAUCAAAAAAUGUGGCCUCAGAUCCUCGUUCUGACCAUUGCCUGCAUCUCACUCCUAUUUGCAAUCAUCGUCAUCAUUGCAUACUGCCGGAGUGGACAUCGUCGCGCAGAGAAGGUCGCCGUUUACUACACCAUGUUCGCUGUGGGCUGGUUCAUCUUUAGCAUCGUCAUGUGGGCCAUCGGCGCCGGUGUACUCCAAGGAAGCAAGACCAAUGGGAAUGGUCAGGACAUGUGGGGAUGGUCGUGUCGAGACAACAAGCGUCGCCAACUCUUUGAGGAGGAUGUCCAUUAUGCCCUGGUAUGCCGUCUCCAGGACUGGUCUUUGAUCUGUUGCAUCAUUGAGAUCGUCGUCGAGUUGAUCGUCAUCGCCAUCUACGGCAUCGUCUUCUAUCGCUUCUGGAGCAAGAACCGUCUGCGAAAGUCAAUGGACGCCAGGGACAAGGUUCGCUCAGAUCUUUACCUUUCCCAGCUCCGCUCCCAAUCCGCACCAAACACGCCUGGUUUUGUCAACACACCCAGGACACCAGGCUUCCCAUCUCAAUACAAAUCAUAUGCCGAUGCAUACAGCCGGGCUGAGGAAGGAAACUCGCCCGCCCAGCAGACGUCGCCAUCCUCCCCUUUCCGCCUGCAAGCACCUCCCAUCCGCGUUCAACAUGCAACUCCCAAACCCUCAUCGCCUGAGACGUUCAAUGCUGUCGACAGCAUUCCACGGUCCCAAACCGUGUCGCCUCCUCUAGGCUCACCUCUUCCCCGAGCAGAGGACCGCGUUCAUGAGCACGCGGCUGCCGCUCCGGGUGAACAGACAUAUGAAGCUGUUCCUAUACCUGGAGCGUACUCGACUCCGGCGAGAGGCCAGCCCGGACAGGCAUUCUGAUUGACAAUUAAGGCGCAACAUGAGGAUGGAUUGAGGUAUAUAUUGAAUUAAUGCUCGUGGCUCCGGGUAAUCCCCAGCUCUUGGAAAGAAGUCUGAAAUCUUGACCUAUUUGUGACCACCAUGAACAACUCUAGCGUGGUGAUUUGGUGGACAGGCAUACUUUCUCUUUUGUAUCUACCUCUGAUAGCAUAUCUUCAAGGCAUGUUCUGGUAAGAUCGGGCUAGUCUUUGAUAGGGAAAUGUCAAUUGAUUGAACAUUCAAA